AUGACAAAAAGUAAAAGUACUUCUUGUGCUCCUAUUGAUACAACAGACAGACUGGCAAAACUUCGAGCAUUAUUUAAAGAAGAAAAAUAUAACUUGGCAGCUUAUGUCAUCCCUUCUGAAGAUGCUCACCAGAGUGAAUACACAGCUUCACGUGAUGCUCGAAGAGCUUUUAUUUCUGGUUUCACAGGUUCUGCAGGGCUGGCUGUCGUCACAACAGAUAGUGCUGCAAUGUUCACUGAUGGACGAUAUUUUUUACAAGCAGGCCAACAGAUGGAUUCAAAUUGGACUUUAAUGAAACAAGGUUUACCUGAUGUUCCUACAUGGCAAGAAUAUUUAACACAGAAUAUUCCUAAAGGUUCCAGAAUUGGGAUUGAUCCACAACUUAUUUCCACAUCUGAUGCAAAAAGUUUAAAUGAAUCAUUGGGAAGAAUCGGAUCAAAAAUGGCGUAUAUUGAUGAUAAUUUGGUGGACUUGGUAUGGGGUGAUGAUAGACCACCAUUUCCUAAAGAUCCUGUAACUGUUUUACCAUUAAAAUAUGCUGAUGUUCUUUAUAACCCAAUAUUUUUUGCAUAUUCACUUGUUACAAAAAAUGAUAUUAUAUUAUAUAUCGAGGAUUAUAAAUUAACACAAGAAGUAAAAGAAGAACUUUCGAAAUCUGACAUAAAAUUUAAACCUUAUAAUGCAAUUUUUGAAGGUUUAAAAAGUUUACAAGUUAAUUUGAAGAAUGAUAAUCAGGAAAAUGUCGAGGAAGCUCGUUCUCCAGUAACAGAUGCUAAAGCAAUUAAAAAUGAGGUUGAGUUAGAAGGAAUGAGAAAAUGUCAUUUACGUGACGCUGCUGCAUUGAUUAAUUAUUUUGCAUGGUUAGAAGAACAAUUAAAUGCUGGAGCAGUAUUGAAUGAAGUCGAUGGAGCAGAUCGUUUAGAAAAAUUUAGAGCGGAGCAAGAAGAUUUUGUUGGACUUUCAUUUGAUACUAUUUCAUCAUCUGGACCAAAUGGUGCGAUUAUACAUUAUAAACCAGAACCAGAAACAUGCGCUAUAAUUGAUCCAAAACUUUUAUACCUUUGUGAUUCUGGUGGACAAUACAAAAAUGGUACUACUGAUGUGACACGUACUAUACAUUUUGGUAAACCUACUGAGCAAGAAAAACGAGCUUUUACGCGUGUUCUUCAAGGUCAUAUUGCUAUAGAUCAAGCUGUUUUUCCAAAAGGAACAACAGGAUAUCUAUUGGAUGUUCUUGCUAGAACGUCUCUUUGGAAAGAUGGUUUGGAUUAUCGGCAUGGUACUGGUCAUGGCGUUGGAUGUUAUUUAAAUGUACAUGAAGGUCCUCAUGGUAUAGGAACCAGAAUAGCAUUUAAUGAUGCACCACUUCAAGUUGGUAUGACUGUAACAGACGAGCCAGGUUAUUAUGAGGAUGGUAAAUUUGGUAUUCGUAUUGAAAAUGUUUUAUUAGUUCGUCAAGCAGAAACUCCAAAUAAUUUUGGUGAUCGUGGCUAUUUUGGUUUUGAACAUAUUACACUUGUUCCAAUUCAAACAAAACUAAUUGAUACUACUCUGUUAAGUCCUUCUGAACACAAAUGGAUUAAUGAUUAUCAUAAUGAUUGUCUGGAAAAAGUGAAACCUUUUUUGGAACCUGGUAGUUUAGGAUUGAAAUGGUUGGAAAGAGAAUGUGCUGCUAUCUGA
Entrophospora candida is the source of this 1680-nucleotide messenger RNA. Lineage: Eukaryota; Fungi; Glomeromycota; Glomeromycetes; Entrophosporales; Entrophosporaceae. The record is from the annotation of a GenBank genome assembly.